GACAUCUCUAGUAUGAACACCAUCAUCCUAGCUGAUCUGCAGGGCCUCUCAAGCAUCCCUCGCAUCUACACCACGCUGUUCCACCGCACGCGCGAAUUCGCAGCCACAGUGCGACAUUUCGCCAGCCUCGUUGCAUCGAGUUCGUGGGCCGCGGCGGCAUGUCUGCUGGUGGACUGGGGCGUGCAUGUGCUGCGGCAUCCGGGGGUGGGGCUCGAGCGGUUUCUGAAUAGUCAGCGCGAGAGUUUGUAUUGGAUUCUCGAUGAUGCCUUGUUGAGGAUUUGUGUGGAUAUGUGGGAUCCGCCGGGUGAACAGCAGCAGGGUUGUGAGAAGGGGGAGAAGGUGGUGCCGGUGAGGAGGGUGGUACCGUGGGAUGAGGCGACGGGGCCGAUUUUAACGGCGUUAGCGAAGGCGCAGGUGUUGGUGCCGCUUUGGGGGCAGAUGGAUGUGGAGGAGACGAGGAAGUGGGAGGUCCCUGUUUGCGAGGGUGCGCAGGCGGAGUGGUUCGAGGUUGGGGCGGGGAAGGGGCAGUUGCCUGCGGAACUUGCGAAUGUAAUCGUGGAUGACGUGGCGGCGUUUGAGGAGUUGCCCUUGGAGGAUCUGAGGGAGUUAUAUUUUCCG
This is a messenger RNA of Bipolaris sorokiniana ND90Pr, 618 nucleotides long. RefSeq lists its product as uncharacterized. NCBI's taxonomy places the organism in Eukaryota, Fungi, Ascomycota, Dothideomycetes, Pleosporales, Pleosporaceae. The transcript is spliced from 2 exons. The record is from RefSeq and is a predicted model, not a curated record. The annotation marks the transcript as partial.